AUGAGGUCUAAGUUUAAGGACGAGCACCCCUUUGACAAGCGCAAGGCUGAAGCGGAACGGAUCCGUCAGAAAUAUCCCGAUAGAAUUCCGGUCAUAUGUGAAAAGGUCGAAAAGUCUGACAUUGCUACGAUUGACAAGAAGAAAUAUCUUGUUCCCGCUGAUUUGACUGUCGGCCAAUUCGUUUAUGUGAUUCGGAAACGUAUCAAGCUCAGCCCAGAAAAGGCGAUUUUUAUAUUUGUUGAUGAGGUUUUGCCGCCUACAGCAGCGCUUAUGUCGAGUAUUUAUGAAGAACAUAAAGACGAAGAUGGAUUUUUAUAUAUAACUUACUCUGGUGAGAAUACCUUUGGCUGUUAA
Messenger RNA from Paraglomus occultum, 354 nucleotides. The record is from the annotation of a GenBank genome assembly. Lineage: Eukaryota; Fungi; Glomeromycota; Glomeromycetes; Paraglomerales; Paraglomeraceae.